Malaya genurostris is the source of this 2367-nucleotide messenger RNA. RefSeq lists its product as uncharacterized. Bases 1 to 2367 code for a protein of 788 amino acids. Lineage: Eukaryota; Metazoa; Arthropoda; Insecta; Diptera; Culicidae. The record is from RefSeq and is a predicted model, not a curated record. The transcript has a single exon.
AUGUCUCAUUUCGUGAAAAAUAAGAAUGGACAUUGUCGUCUGUGCACAGAACCAGAUGACAAGCAGGACAUGGUCGCAUGUGACGAAUGUGACCGAUGGUUCCACCACGGAUGCGCAGGGUUGGGAAGAUUACCAACCAAAGGAGAGCGAUGGAUUUGUAUCAAAUGUGCUGCCACAGAAGAACAAAUCCAUUCAUUGGAGAAGGCCAUGAAGGUCAAAAGAGACUCCAGUCAAAAGGAAUCCAAAAUGGAGGCAGUAUUCGGCGAAAUGCUAGAAGCACUAAGAAGCCUCAAUGAAAAUAACACAGCCGGUACAAGUCGGCAAGUUAAUGAUGAUUGGACUGUAUAUUUAAAGCGUCAAGCUUUAAUACAGCUUCCUAAAUUCAAUGGAUCGCCACGAGAAUGGCCUACCUUUAAAAAAAUAUAUGCAGAUACCUCGAAAGAGGGCAGGUUUUCACCGUUGGAAAACUUGAAUAGACUGCAGGUAGUGCUAGGAGGAUAUGCUGCAAAAUGUGUGCAGCCACUGAUGAUGGAUCCCGAGAAUGUUCCUAAAAUCAUAGAAAGAUUGGAACAGAAUUUCGGUAGACCUGAGACGGUCUACAAAGAAUUGUUGCAUGAGCUGACAAAAAUAAGAAAAGAAAAUAAAAACUCCGUAGCCGAAAUUGCUGACGCGUUAGAAAAUUUGAUCAGUAACAUGAUUGUCCUGGACAGAGAAGAUUACCUGCAGGAUAUGAGAUUAGUGGAGGAAACGGUAAAUAAAUUACCCUUCAACCUACAAAUAAAAUGGGCAGAGAAGCUACAACUAAAUAAUAUAGCGCCCACACUGAUAGAACUAAGUGAAUGGUUGAAACCUCACGCACGCACUUGUAGGUUAAUGACCUCAAUGUCCCAAAAUAAAGAAAAAAGGGACAGAAUAAACCUACACGAUGAAAAACGACCGUCUUGCCCAGCCUGUAAGGAGUCACACAAGCUGAUACAGUGCAAUAAAUUUAGGGCAAUGAACCUAGAAAGACGGUGGGAAGUUGUAACAAAAAAUAAGUUAUGCAUGAACUGUUUGGCAAGCAGCAAACAUAGAGCCAUAGAUUGUUGGACCAAAAGGAAGUGCAACGAAAAUGGAUGUAAAGGAAACCACAAUAGAUUGCUGCACAAACCCACAGUACAGAUAAAACCUAAAAAGGUCGAGGACCCGGUGGCUGGAGAAGACACAUCUAACGUGCAUCAGACUAAACGGACAAGUGUUUUUUACCAGAUCAUUCCGGUAACAUUGUGGAACGGGAAUCGCAAGACCCAGACGUUUGCCUUUUUAGAUCCAGGCUCAUCACUUACUUUACUUGAUGAGCAAGUAGCAGAAGAACUACAACUAAAGGGUAAGGUCGACCCUUUAAAAUUAAAGUGGACUCAAAAUUUCUCAAGAGAAGAAACAGAAAGCAAAAGAGUUAAUCUACAAAUAAGUGGCAAAACCACUACGAAGUACGCCUUGAAGGACGUAAGAACCGUUAAGGACAUAAAUUUACCUUUGCAGUCAAUAGAUUAUGAGCAGUUGGCCGCAAAAUAUAAACAUUUAAAUGGAUUGCCAAUCUCCAGUUAUUGUUACGCAAGGCCAAAGGUUCUGAUCGGAUUAAAUUAUAGUCAUUUGUUACUUCCACUGGAUAGAAGAACAGGAGGACAUGAAAAACCAAUUGCUAUAAAAACCAAACUCGGGUGGAUGAUAUUUGGAACUAUAUCUGGAUCUGUAACCGGUGAACAUUUGAUGAUAAUUCAGGAGGAAGACCGGCUAAUGAGAGAUAUGAUGAAAAGGUAUUUUUCUAUUGAAGAUUUUGGUGUAAAGAUUUCGGCAAAUCCAUUGGAAUCAAAGCAACUUACUAGAGCCAGAGAAAUUAUCGAUAAAACACUAAAGUACACCGGCAAACGAUAUGAAAUUGGACUGCUUUGGAGAGAGGAAAAUUUUAAAUUUCCGGACAGCUACAACAUGGCACUAAAAAGGUUAAUCGCACUGGAACAAAAGGUUCAGAAGAAUGAAACAUUGAAGACAUGGGCAACUGAAACUAUAAAUGACUAUGUGUCGAAAGGAUAUGCCAAAAAGUUAACACCUGAAGAGGUUUGUGAGUGGUCUGGCGAUAUGUUUUACUUGCCUCAGUUCAUCGUCAUCAAUAAAAACAAAAAUCCACCGAAACCUCGCUUAGUUUUUGAUGCCGCAGCCAAAGUGAAAGGUGUUUCACUUAACUCAGCACUAUUAUCCGGACCGGAUGCAACCACCUCGUCAUUUGGAGUUAUAAUAAGAUUUAGAGAGGGCCCAGUCGCUGUAGCUGGAGAUAUUAAGGAAAUGUUUAGUCAAGUGGGUAUAAAUAAGAAUGAUCAAAGAAAAUAA